AUGGGGUUUGAGAUACUUGUCUCAGUGCUUCUAAUUGCGUCGUACCAUUUGCAAUGCGGAGAUAGCCGGAUGACUCUAAGCAUUAAAGAUUUCCUACCUGAUUCUAACGAUACGAAUGUUGAUCAUACUCGGGCGUUGCAAGACGCAUGGAGAGCAUUAUGCAGAUCAAAAAUAUCUAAAUCUCUAGUAAUUCGUGCCAACGAAAUUUAUACAACAAGACCACAAUUAUUUCAAGGUCCUUGUGCAUCUCGUAGGCCUCACAUUCAGAUUGAUGGAACAAUUGAAGCGCCAAAAACGGUAGCGGGGUGGGGAAAAGUUGAGUCUUGGUUACAUUUCGAUAGCAUAACGGGUCUCGUUCUCGAUGGUUCUGGUGUCCUCAAUGCCCAUGGGGAAAAUUGGUGGCCUUCUGUUGAACUCCACUCACGACCACAUUCAGUGAUGUUUAAUGGGUGCAAAUUCCUUACAUAUAAAGGAAUAACUCAAAGGAACAGCCCAAGUAAUCACAUUUCGAUUACUAGUUCCACCGCCGUCACUUUGUCAAAUAUUCAUCUAAUCGCACCUGCAAACAGUCCAAAUACCGAUGGCAUUGAUAUCUCCUCUUCAAAUCAUAUCCAUAUUUUAGGCUCUUCAAUCGAAACUGGUGAUGAUUGUAUUGCGCUCAAUAGUGGUUCACACGAUAUCAACAUAACAAGUGUGACAUGUGGUCCGGGUCAUGGAAUAAGUAUAGGAAGUUUGGGGAAAGGAGGAGCAAUUGAUACAGUACAAAACGUGAAUGUAAGACAUUGCACCUUCAAAGGAACUCAGAAUGGUGCAAGAAUCAAAACUUGGGGUGGAGGACGAGGGUUUGCCAGAAAUAUUUUAUUUGAGGAUAUUACGCUGAUAAAUGCUCAGCUACCCAUCAAUAUCGAUCAACAAUACACCGGUAGAUGCUGUGGAAUGUUUAACGCCGUGAAAGUGAGCGACGUGACAUUUAGACAAUUCAGAGGGACAGUUGCAGAUGGUGUUGCAAUACACAUAGAUUGUGACAGAGUAGGUUGUGAUAACAUUUUGCUGGAGCACAUCAAUAUCGCUUCUUCAUCUCCGAGAAUACCUCUCACCGCCUUUUGCCGAUUUGCGAGAGUGAUCAGUCGCUUUGUCUCCAUUCCUGUCAAGUGUAGUUCUCGUAAUGAUCUUGAAUGUCCAUCACCAUGUCCCCAAGCUCAUGCACCGUAUGCCAAACCGCCAGCACCGCUUGCUCAACCUCCAUCGUUCUUUCCUUUUCCAUACAUAUUUUAA
Messenger RNA from Arabis nemorensis, 1275 nucleotides. Lineage: Eukaryota; Viridiplantae; Streptophyta; Magnoliopsida; Brassicales; Brassicaceae. The record is from the annotation of a GenBank genome assembly.